Messenger RNA from Salvelinus sp. IW2-2015, 1600 nucleotides. The record is from RefSeq and is a predicted model, not a curated record. Lineage: Eukaryota; Metazoa; Chordata; Actinopteri; Salmoniformes; Salmonidae.
AGAGAGAGAGAGAGAAGCACAGGGCAGAUGAGGGUCAUCGGGGCUUUCCGCUGUGGAGGGCAAGCGAGGCGGAAAGAGGUGGGUGAGAGAGGCGAGGAAGCAGCUCUAUAUUCUCACUGAGAGAACGAAGGAGACAGCAGAGGAGAAGACAAAGAGUGAGUGAUACUUCAGCGGAAGAAAGAAGUAAAAGUCAGAAAUAGUGAUAGAGAACAAGAGAGAGCUAGAGACAGAGAGGCGGAGUGUGAAAGGAUAUACAUUCAACUGAGACCAGUGGAUCAACAACAUUAAUGGUGAAGAAGAAUGUUUUACUUGAAUAGUAACGAUUUUACAGAGGAGAAUUACUGAAAAACAAACUUUAUGAUAGUCAACAUUUUAACAAAGAGACUAUCAUCAAAUGGACUAGAGAUGACUGGAUUGGGAUGCAAAACUGAGGAAUACCUUCAUGAUGCUUCUGGGGUGGAAAGGUGCUGUGAGCGUUGUCGUAAAGCCACCCGCCAGAAUGACACAGUCUGUGCUCCGUGCCUACCUGGGACCUAUAACAGUGUCAACGAUGCCAUCACACACUGCCAAUCACACACCAGGUGUGGGGACCUAGGGAAGGAGGUGAAAAGUGCUGGGACUGAGACGACCGAUGCUGUGUGUGGUGCCUUCAUAUCUCGGUGUCCCUGGAUACUACCUACCAGUCUGUGGGCGGGACUAGUGGUGACCUCACUCAUCAUAAUCRUGAUCUGCAUCUAUUGGAGGGCCAAGCAUCAAUCAUACAUGCCAGGUGUGUAUAUCAUCACUGCCAACGCCCAAAUAGUGUGUGUUUGUGCACUCAUCGUGGAUUUGAUGUAAGCAUUGGCUAGAGGGAGUUGCCACCAUAUUCCAGGGACUCUCUCUUUGUACUGUAGAACAAGUUUUAGGUAUUUACUAAGACAUUACAAUGAAACAUUUUAAUAACACUGAAAAAUAGGGUUGUUGGUCAGGAGCGAUGUAGGUGUGGCAGGGUAGGCUUCUUGGGCAGGCUCACAUUAGACCCCUUGUAUGAGUACCUGGUAGGCCACCUCUUGAACGGGCUCAGGUAGGCCCCUUGGACGAGUGCGGGUUGGCCCCUAGGGUGAGCACGGGGUAGCCCAAAGACAUGAUGAAUGGAGACGAAGUCAUGCUGUUAGAGCCCGGUCCGGUUGAUGGGUGACCAACCACUCCGACACUCCCUACAGUGACCCACUACACAGUCCUUCACAUGAAAAUGAAACGCUGUCUCUGCCGUGGUAGAUGGAAAUCUGCUGUAAUACACCUGGUAAACAUCAUCCAACUUGAAGGACCAUGAAAAAUAAACUAAGGAACCUAGAUAGGUCAUUGGUUGGAUAGAUGUCACCAGGAGUACUCGCAAAUGACAGAGACAGUGCCAAAGUUCACCUAUUUAUUGAGGACUCGUGGUUGGACAUGGUGAAGUUGGAUUUUGUGGGGUUCUGCAACGAAGGAGAGACAUCAUGAGCAGGUUGCAGAACAUACAAGGUGAUACGGAUAAACCUAUUAAACCAAUACAUCUGAAAUAGGAAACAAACUUACUCUUAACACACACAACUGGAAYGAAACUGAGCUAUGGCUUGACAGG